GAGCCGGCGGCGAUUUGCUUUUGUUUCCCCGCCGGGGAAACGACAGGUGGCUCGGCGCGUCGCUCUCACCUUUGCCACCAUGACGAGGGGAACUUGGCUAAGCGAUGUUUAAGGGACGCGAUGGGCCUGAGCGACGACAAGGAUCGCAUCGUGAUCAACGUGGGAGGGAUCCGGCACCAGACAUACCGCAGCACCCUUCGCACCCUACCCGGCACCCGACUGUCGUGGCUGGCCGAGCCUGACGCUCCUAACCACUUUGACUAUGACGCCAAGAUCGAGGAGUUCUUUUUCGACCGCCACCCGGGCGUCUUCGCGCACAUCCUUAACUAUUACAGGACAGGUAAGCUGCACUGCCCGGCCGAUGUGUGCGGGCCGCUCUACGAGGAGGAGUUGGCGUUCUGGGGAAUCGACGAGACGGACGUGGAGCCGUGCUGCUGGAUGACCUAUCGACAACACCGGGAGGCGGAGGAGGCCCUUGAUAGUUUCGGCGGCGGGGGGUUGUUGGACUUGGGCAACGACGAUGCAGAGCCCGAGCAGGAGCACGGGGAGGACGAUGUGGAUGAGAUGACGCGGAGGCUGGCGCACGGAGACUCUUCCGACGCCCGGAGCGGCACUUUGUGGAGCCGCUGGCAGAAGCGCGUUUGGGCUUUGUUUGAGGACCCCUACUCCUCCAAAUAUGCACGGUGGGUGGCUCUGGCCUCGCUGUUCUUUAUCCUGGUUUCCAUCACUACCUUCUGUCUGGAGACCCACGAAGCCUUCAAUCCCAUCAUCAACCGCACAGAGGUGGAGCUGGUGGAUAACGUCACGGUGGAGCACACCUACCAAGAACCUGAGACGGCGGCCUACCUCACCUACAUUGAAGGCGUUUGCGUAGUGUGGUUCACUUUUGAAUUCCUCAUGCGAAUAACUUUCUGUCCGAACAAAUUUGAUUUCAUCCGGAAUGCCCUGAACAUUAUCGACUUUGUGGCCAUCCUUCCUUUCUACCUGGAGGUAGGCCUUAGCGGGCUAUCUUCAAAGGCAGCUAAGGAUGUGCUGGGUUUCCUCCGAGUGGUCCGCUUUGUUAGGAUCCUGCGUAUCUUCAAGCUGACUCGCCACUUUGUGGGUCUGAGGGUGCUGGGCCACACGUUGAGGGCUAGCACCAACGAGUUCCUUCUCCUCAUCAUCUUCCUCGCCCUGGGUGUCCUCAUCUUUGCUACAAUGAUCUACUACGCCGAACGCAUCGGCGCCAACCCAAACGACCCUCGAGCCAGCGAGCACACGCAGUUCAAGAACAUCCCGAUCGGAUUCUGGUGGGCCGUGGUGACCAUGACGACCCUUGGCUACGGCGACAUGUACCCUCAGACCACCUCUGGUAUGCUGGUGGGAGCCUUGUGCGCCCUGGCAGGCGUACUAACCAUCGCCAUGCCCGUCCCUGUGAUUGUCAACAAUUUUGGAAUGUAUUACUCCCUGGCCAUGGCGAAACAGAAACUACCAAAGAAAAAAAACAGGCAUAUCCCACGGGCACCCCAACCUGGUUCUCCAAAUUUCUGUAAAUCAAGCAUCAGCUCACAACACCAGAGCCCCAUUGCCCAUGACGACGUUUUCGAGAUAAAGUUUCAAGAUUCCAAGCUGAACGGUGAGGCCGCCAACGCCGCUCUGGCCAAUGAGGACUGCCCUCACAUCGACCAGGCCAUAUCUCCCGAAGAAAUCUUCAGCCCCAGCGAAAGAGAGCGGCCCUGCUUCCUGGUCACCACGGCCGAGCGGCCCAACCACACGGGGGGCAGAGUGAGGAGGGGUUAUGAAAAGCCUUGGAGCCUUAACAGCAUGUCUGGCAUGAGCGGGGAUGCCUCUGGAGUGUCCUCAGUGUCCGCCCUGCCCUGCAGCCCACCCUGUCUAAUGCAGCACUCACAUUCUCCCAUCCCAUCCAUUAUGUAGCAUGGUUGAGUAGCAGAUACAAUGCCAUUGGAAGGCCAGUCCACACUUCUACGUAUCGUAUCGUUUACUGUCAGAUAACCCCGCCCCCACACACAUGUUUUUUUUUCUACUUUUUGACACUUUUUGUUCCUGCUUUUCCCUUUCCUGGAAAACUCAACUCUCUCUCUCUCUCGAGGGGGGUGUCAUCAUAUCCUAGACGCCACACGUGCAUGGGUCACCUCAGUUGCUGACAAAGUUCUACAAGUUCUUAAGCCCACCACUUUCGCCUAAGUUGACUUCAUUGCCUGUUGCUCUGUUGCUUUUGAUCUCACAUACUUUUCUGCCGACAAUUUUUCUUAUUUUUAAGUCUCAUCUGCUUUUGACAAUUCUGUGAAGGGAACUUUCAUAAGAUGUAAUAUUAUGCUGGACAUUAACGACACAUGGCUUUUUUAAAACAUAUCCAACAUUGCCAGGUGUUAAGGAAACUCCUCUUAAGUGCUUUCUUUGUAUGUUGCAAAAGUAGUAGGCGAUUCUGAACAAGCCAAUGUUGUCGCAAUGGCCACACACUAAAAAAACAAAACAAAAAAAAACAAGCACAGCAAGAUGAUGUCCGAUGCAGCUUGGAGAUGAUGAGAAUUCUAAUGACACUAGUAAUGAAUAAUGUCAACAAGAACUAAAAAAAAAAGUGUUUGGUCCUUUGCAUGAACUGCAUGAGAAAUUAUGUUCUACAAUAAGCUAACUGUAAUGCAGUAACUGUAAGAGAAAAAAACAUUUGUCUUUCAAAACCAUCGCAAAGCUUUGCCAUUUUUAUGCAUUUCCUGAGACAGCUUUAUACAAGAGACUCAGCCAUAGCAAGAUUUUUAUGUAGCUGCCAUUCUUUGCCUUUCCCCAAUAUAUCAGAUAUUUUCUUGGAUCCAUUCGACAACUGAAAUUAUUUGGUACAAAUCAUUUUUUUAAACGACUAUAUCUACCGAUAGGACUUUUUUUUUCAAAUCGUCUGUUGAAAUUGAGGCAAAGUAAAAAUAUAUAUAUUUUUGACCCAAUACAACUUUGUUGUAGCAUGAAUACACUUAUAAGCUGCAUACGAUUUCAUUUAACAACACACAGCUUAAGUCCAAGGAAAUAAUUUUUGGGUAUUAUGGUGAAAAUAUUUAGAAAAUAAUUGUUGGAAAAAAAAAGAAAAUAAUAAUCUGUUCGCAAAAUGAAGCACAUAAUUUAUUCAGCGGCCACUCAAAAACAUACGAGAUAUAUACUCUAUAAUCUAUAUUACGUUAGAAUAAACUAUAAGAAUAAUUAAAAAAAAAAAAUACUGUUCUAAUUAUGAUACACAUUUUUUCCAAGGCACUUUAACACAUCUUAUGGUACCAUAUGGUACCAAUCAGAAAUUUGACAAGAAUAUUUAAAUACAUGAGUACGUUCAUUCUGAAUGAGCAGAGUUUUACAUUUCAAGUCAUGUCUUUUGUGGUGAUCAAUGGACAUUAUAUAUUAAGAAAAAAAAAUCUUGUGAAGAUUUGUUGUGAAGAGAUGCAGAUCGAGAAAAAAAAAUACAAAACUAUGGGAUAUGGGUCUUCUUGGGGAAAGGUAAAUGCAUGUAUUUUCCAUUUAUGCAACAGAAAAGUAUUCAAAUAAAAAAAAUGUACAGAUAAGUC
This is a messenger RNA of Syngnathus typhle (broad-nosed pipefish), 3542 nucleotides long. It is a transcript of the gene kcnc1b, whose product is annotated as potassium voltage-gated channel, Shaw-related subfamily, member 1b. Gene Ontology annotation, cellular component: axon; voltage-gated potassium channel complex; neuronal cell body membrane. Gene Ontology annotation, biological process: potassium ion transmembrane transport; protein homooligomerization. The coding region runs from base 121 to 1914 and encodes 597 amino acids. Gene Ontology annotation, molecular function: protein binding; delayed rectifier potassium channel activity. NCBI's taxonomy places the organism in Eukaryota, Metazoa, Chordata, Actinopteri, Syngnathiformes, Syngnathidae. The record is from RefSeq and is a predicted model, not a curated record. The transcript is spliced from 4 exons.